Molecule: messenger RNA, 1183 nt
Organism: Choloepus didactylus (southern two-toed sloth)
Lineage: Eukaryota; Metazoa; Chordata; Mammalia; Pilosa; Megalonychidae
Gene: PLCXD3
Product: phosphatidylinositol specific phospholipase C X domain containing 3
Exons: 3
Coding region: 134-1099 (321 amino acids)
Biological process (GO): lipid metabolic process
Cellular component (GO): synapse
Molecular function (GO): phosphoric diester hydrolase activity
Source: RefSeq, a predicted model, not a curated record
GCCAUCCUGUGGGUGUGGCGCAGAGCAGAGUGUAAACUCUAGCGGGGCUGGAGCAAACAUUGGAUUAGCGGCAGCAGCCUGCCAGCCAGCCCGAGGAGUGCGGAGAGCAGCGCGCGGCACGCCGACCAGCACCAUGGCCUCAUCUCAGGGGAAGAACGAGCUGAAAUUCGCCGACUGGAUGGCAACUCUUCCGGAGAGCAUCCACAGCAUCCCCCUCACCAAUUUAGCCAUCCCAGGAUCUCAUGAUUCCUUCAGUUUCUACAUUGAUGAAGCUUCUCCAGUGGGGCCUGAACAGCCAGAAACAGUCCAGAAUUUUGUCUCUGUAUUUGGAACUGUGGCAAAAAAACUGAUGCGGAAAUGGUUAGCCACUCAAACAAUGAACUUUUCUGGUCAGCUGGGAGCGGGAAUCCGUUACUUUGAUCUUCGAAUUUCCACCAAGCCCAGAGACCCUGACAACGAACUUUACUUUGCUCAUGGUUUGUUCAGUGCCAAAGUCAAUGAAGGGCUUGAGGAGAUCAAUGCGUUCCUCACAGACCACCAUAAGGAAGUAGUUUUCUUGGACUUCAACCACUUUUAUGGGAUGCAGAAAUAUCACCAUGAAAAACUGGUCCAAAUGCUGAAAGACAUCUAUGGAAAUAAAAUGUGCCCAGCAAUUUUUGCCCAGGAAGUUAGUCUCAAGUACCUCUGGGAGAAGGACUAUCAAGUGCUGGUGUUCUACCACAGUCCGGUGGCUCUGGAGGUGCCCUUUCUCUGGCCCGGGCAGAUGAUGCCGGCACCCUGGGCCAACACCACAGACCCUGAAAAACUGAUCCAGUUUCUUCAGGCAUCCAUCACUGAGAGAAGAAAGAAGGGCUCGUUUUUUGUAUCUCAGGUGGUGCUGACCCCCAAAGCUAGCACCGUGGUCAAGGGGGUGGCCAGUGGCCUCAGAGAAACGAUCACGGAAAGAGCCCUUCCAGCCAUGAUGCAGUGGGUUCGCACACAGAAGCCCGGAGAGAGCGGCAUCAAUAUCAUCACUGCUGAUUUUGUAGAACUUGGUGAUUUUAUCAGCACCGUCAUAAAGCUCAACUAUGUCUUCGAUGAAGGAGAAGCCAACACUUGAUAAUAUCAUUAGGACUGUUCAUGCAUAAGACAGAGAAGACUCAUAGUAUUAGGCAUAUUAUCUGUAAACCCACUGAUCUUCCUU